Ustilago hordei is the source of this 3894-nucleotide messenger RNA. RefSeq lists its product as uncharacterized. Gene Ontology annotation, molecular function: guanyl-nucleotide exchange factor activity. The record is from RefSeq and is a predicted model, not a curated record. Gene Ontology annotation, biological process: establishment of cell polarity; septin ring organization. Gene Ontology annotation, cellular component: nucleus; cytoplasm; mating projection tip. The transcript has a single exon. The coding region runs from base 1 to 3894 and encodes 1297 amino acids. Lineage: Eukaryota; Fungi; Basidiomycota; Ustilaginomycetes; Ustilaginales; Ustilaginaceae.
AUGCGUCUUUUCGACGUUGGCCCCCUCCGAAGCAAAAAGCUUUCCAACGCACGCGAUGUAGCAAACGCCGAUGCAAAGGCAGUACGACGUCAGAACGAUGACAGGCUCGCUGCCAAUCUCGGCAUCUACUCGGACUCACGUCACGGUGCUUCUACACACUCCCUCUCUGCGAACCAUGCCUCUGCGUCUCAGCAUGCUCCCAACACUCUAAACGUCAAGCGCAGCGUCUCGGGCAUCACCUCCAGCGAUGCAGCAAGGCAGACCAAGCUCGAGCGUAUGAUGGGUGCUGGUGUUCCUCAGAUCCACGUCGUCAGCCGUCAAGAUCGUCACAUGUUAUCAGCCUAUGGCCAACAUGCACAACCUUUAGUCGAUUCUUAUCACCACCGCAAUCAACUUUCCCAGUCCACCAUCCGCAGCCCCGCCAUCAGUAGGACCAAAUCCGUCUCUGAAAUGAGCGAGGCUCACUCUUCCUACUCCAGGACCUUCUCUUCUGACAUCUCCAACACUGUCGGUGGUGCUACAACGUUCACCGAGAUGUCCGAGGUUGACUGCCCAGUCUGCCUUGAACCGCUCUCGCAUCGACUCUCUGGUGAGAAGCCCCACGUCGUGCCCGCUUGCGGCCACGCCCUUCACAAUGCCUGCUUCACUGCUAUCUACGGUCCUCCCCAAGCUUUGCUAGCUGCUCAGAGCCCUGGCAGUCGUUUGCGUGGUGCUGGAGCUUCAGCCAGACACAGUGUUGCACCUCCCGGCAUGUGCGGUGUCUGCCGCAAGCCCAUCGCUCUCGGUGAUGCCAACUCGAGCAAAUCUCACAAGCUUGCAGGCAUCAAUGGAAUCGCCGUUGAUUCGCCCAAGCUUCGUUCCACCCUCUCCUUUUCCGACGAUGGUGAGAAUUCUCAGGCGCACACGGACGAUCCCGUCGAACAGUCGCAGUCAAAGCAAGCAAGGCAUACUAUCAGCUCAGCCGCUUCCUUCUCAUCUACCUCGUCCCACAACCACACGCUGCCCAUUUUGCGAGCUAGACCCGAGUUCCCCACCAUUUACUGCAAGCCCAACGGCAAGCAAAGCGCCAAGCUCAACGUUGUCUCAGUGCUUUCCAUCGAGGUGCCAAGCCGUCGCUCUCCUUCCGACAUCCGCGACCACGCCCUCGAUACCAUCUCGGACGAAUAUGCCCAAGACAACAGCACCAAUGGCGCUCGCAAGGAUGACGAUUCUUACUCGGAUGAUCUCAAGCAAAGUGGCUCUGGCUGGCACGUCAAUAUCUCCGACAAUGCCGCCACCAUCGAUCACAACCGAAGCCCUAUGCCAGAAGCUCGUCUCGGCUUUACCGAACAGGGUGACAAGCACAACGUCAUUGCCCCAAUCGACUCGCCCGACGAGCCAGGCUUUUCCUUUGGCGCCGCUCCUGCCGGUCUUCCAGCCUUGGACCCCAAUCGUGCCAUCCUGGAUGACCUGCAACAGCGUGUAGCUGACUGGAAGGGUCACUCGAUCGAGCACUUUGGUCCUCUCGUCCUCCACGACUUGCUCAACAUUCGACAGGACUCGGUCGUCCGCGAGUUCCACAUCUACCUCUUUCAAGAGGCGCUACUCUGUGUUACUGAAGAAAGACGCAAGGGCAUGGGUCGCUUCAUCUCCAAUGGAGGCGCUGCCAACAGUGUUGGCCCAAACGAGGCCGAGACCGGCAAACCUGCGCUCAAACUCAAAGGUCGUAUCUACUUGCGUCACAUCCGACGUGUUCUCCACUCGUCCGUUGCCGGCGAGCACAGUCUCAGCAUCACUAUGGAUGAUGAGGACUUGGAUCAGUUCGUCUUGUGCUUCCGCGAGACCGGCACCAUGGCCGUAUGGCGAGCCCGAUUGACAGAGUUGACCGAAGGUGACGGAGGAAACUCACCUGCCAUCUCCGCUUUUGAGGCCCCUGCAGCCACUCCCGUUGCGCAGUCUUCGAAUGAUUUGCUCGAGCAGCAAAAGUCGAUAGCAGUACCAGGACUGUCUCCCAACCGCCCUACCGCCACGCAGCCGCUGGCGAGUGGCUCCGCAUCCGUCUUGAGUGGCAAGUCUGGCUCUCAUCAUGGGUCAGCAGCUGCCAUGCAUUCGCGCAAUAGUCGACGUCUGUCAGCCGUCUCCUCGAGCUACCACAGCCAUCACGGCAACGGCUCUGUUGCCGGCUGUCGAAUUUCGGCAUCGAGCGACACUGUAUCUUUGUACCAGCAGUGGUCCAGUUCGGGCGGUCUUGACCCACGUGUUCCGCCACCUAGCAUGCUGCCGCACACUCCCAUCGACCUCGUGCUGAUGAUCUCGGUGCCUUUGGUGCUACCCGAGCACAUCUCGGGCUCCAUCAGCUCGUCUGCAGCGCUCAAGCUCCGCCUCAUCCGAUCCUCGCUCGACUUUAUCAUCCACAGCCUCGGCCCCAUCGACCGUAUCUCGCUCGUCGCUUUCACUGUUGGCAUCGAUGGCGAGGUCAAGCGCACCGGUUUGCUCAAUCCUCAUCGCGAUGCCAGCCGUCAGCUCUUGGAAGAGUUCGUUCAGAACAUUGGCCGUCCUUGGGACAGUCAAGACUGUGACCCUUUCAGUGUCGAUCUCAGCAAGCUCGGCGGCUCAAGCGAGCGCAUCGACUCGGUCACCGCCGUCAACGUUGGUCUUGACGUUGUGCUCGGCAGGAAAGCCAAGAACUCAGUCACAAGCAUGAUGCUGGUCAAUGACACUUCUGACGGUCCCAAACGUAACCAGAUGGACCUCGUCAUGGCACGUGCUGAAGCUGCUAAUGUUGCCAUUCACUGCUUUGGCUACGGCAAGACGCAUGACCCUUCAUCGCUCUGGUUGAUCUCCAACCAUACUCGUGGCUCAUACACUUUCGUGCGCGAGUGGUAUCAGUUGCGAGAGUGUCUGGCGGGCUGUUUGGGUUCGAUGAUGUCAGUUGCGCUGACCGAUGUCAAAGUGCACAUUGGCGUACCUCAGGACAACUGUUUCAGGAUUCGCAAGAUUGCCGGUUUGCCAGGCGCUAUCAUUUCGAGCUCAGGCAAGGAUGUCGACAUUGACAUUGGUGAAAUUAAGUUCGGAGAGGCCAAGGAUCUGCUGGUCGAGCUUGAAUUGGAUCUGGAAAGUCUUCUGCCAACCCUGAUGGAGAACAGAAGGGAUGGCAAGAGCAUUGGUCCCGGUCCCAUCGAGCAAGGCAGCGCAACGGACGAUUUCAUGCAGAGGAUGGGGAUCCAAGAUCUCAGCUUGGCUGACUCGGAUGGAGCCGAUGGCUUCCUCGAACAGAUGGUCGAAGAGAUCGCGGUCUUUGAAGCCGAUGUGAGCUUCAAGGAUCCCGCCACUGGCAUGAUCACUUCGCGACUGCCGAACCCAGGUAUUCUAACACUCGAGAUUGAUACUCACUCGACCGAUCCACUCACCAAUGGACCACCCGGCUUGGCUGCAGUUGUGGCAGAACCCACCGUCACCCGCCGACGCCUCGAAGUGCUCGUCUCUGAGAUGAUCACCCGAUCUCUCCUCCUCAUCUCGCGCAAAAACUACGGCCAAGCACUCAAAGUCAUCACCGAAACCCGUCGCAUCAUCGACACGGUAGUCCAAGCACUCAACGGACCCAACCAGUCCAAGCGUAAAUCGCUUGUCAUCCACCGCUCCAACCAUCGCUGUGUCCGCGAAGCCGCUAACCAACGAACCAUCGCUUCCCUCGUGGCAAUGAUGAGCGAUCUCGACGUCCUCGGUGAAGGGUUGGAACACCAACAUCGCUCAACCUUUGAUCGGGAUGGAAGGAACUUUGGUGCUCAACAGGCGAUGAUCUUGAGAGAUCAAAAGGCGUGGACUACAAGGACGGAUACCGAGUAUCUGUACUUCAGAGAUGAUAACGCGGCUGCGUUUACUGCUUGGUCUGCUAGCUUCGCUUCGAUGCGAUGA